This is a messenger RNA of Guyanagaster necrorhizus, 6315 nucleotides long. RefSeq lists its product as uncharacterized. The coding region runs from base 1 to 6315 and encodes 2104 amino acids. The transcript is spliced from 35 exons. The record is from RefSeq and is a predicted model, not a curated record. Gene Ontology annotation, molecular function: ATP binding; protein binding; hydrolase activity. Lineage: Eukaryota; Fungi; Basidiomycota; Agaricomycetes; Agaricales; Physalacriaceae.
AUGUCUCCCAAGCAGAUAUAUCGCAGCGACCUUUUCACCCCUGGAAAGCUCGCCUCGGCCCAUCUGCUUGAUUCUGCAUUAGAGGAGCUGAAAGGCAUUCUCACAAAGCAUAAUUUCAAGCAUGUUUUUCAAGACCUACUCGACAAUGAGAGCCCUCGCGUUCUUCUAUUGGUCUUGUCAUCUUUGAGUGAGACCACACCGUUGAUUUCGUGGCUGCUGGAGUCCUUUCCCUCCGAGCCUGCGAAUUACGAUGCGACGGUCCACUACAACAUUAUAUCUCGCAUAUCGAUAGAGCUCAUUUCCUCCUCUUUGAUCGAAGAAAAAGAACCAUGUGCCCGAUACCAUGAAAUAGCCCAGAUCGCGCCCAAAGUUUUGCAAUAUCUUGCCUCUUUUCUCCGUUCCAUCAAUAUCAGAUCAGAUCAUCGUAACAAGAAGGGUAAGGCCAAACAGAAGAAGAUUCAGCAAGCCAAGCGAGAAGACGAGGCUACACUUUUGGUCGAAAAGUAUUUUGAUGUCCUGAAUGUUGAGAUGCCGGGAACGUGGAGCGAAGCAUCCAUCCUCAUGGAUCAUAUUUUGCAAAGUCAAAAGGAUACCCUGAAAUUCUAUUUAGAACUGCUCCGUCGUCCUGAGAUAUAUGUAUCUCUCAAGGAGCAUUGUAUCGUUUCUGAGGAGGAGAGGAUUGCUUCGGGGUCCGUGGUCGAGUCGCCCUCCGCAUAUCCGAUCGUUCAGCCGAUGAAGGCAUUAUACUUUGACAAUGCUGAGGGUUUUGGGAAAUGGACGGUCAUCAUAUCUACGAACGCUGACAAUUUUUUGCGCAGCACGCACAAGAAAGAUCUUUACACGUUUAACAUCACCGUGAAGAAGAUUAAGGAGCUCUCCUGUGGUCACUUCACUGUCAACAAUCAGAAGCGUUUGAGCGGAAGAGCGACUGAAGUCCCUAUCUUCAUGGCUAAAGUAACUUGUAAUCUAAGACUCAUCGUGGGACACCUAUUUCUUAUCCCGGACAUCGCUGACGCCACCUUGCAGUAUCAAAUUGACACAAUCCCGGGUGACGAAAAGAGAGAGCAACAAGCUCUGAAAAUUUUCGGUAUAUAUACCCAUGCUCAAAUUGACAAUCGUCUGUGGAGUUCUAUCAGUAGUCAGCUUCGGAAAAGGGGAGAGGAAUACCGAAAAAGAUGCGCAGUUAGGAUGCCCGCAGAUUCUCAAGCAUCGAAGAACAUUUUUAUUCCAGCGUUCUUUCCCCCACUACCUGAAGUAUCACCGUCGGAGAUUGAAGACAUACCGGAUCUCCGUCCCGAUGAAACGGCGCAGAUACAUUCAAGACUCGUCAUCGAGAAAUACGUCACGUUCUCGCAGCCCUUUUUGAAUACCGUUCUAGCAGAUGUAGAUGCGACUUUUCCUCAUAUGGUUUCGUGCGCCACCGUCUUUGGCUCUCCCUGUUCAUUUUCUGACAGCAUUGGCACAGGAAAAACAACUACCAUGUUAUUCAAAAUGUUGCUUAUCGAGAGGACAUUUCAACUCAUGGAGUCGGAUUUACCUCGUCCUCGCCAAGUCUUCAUCACCAAGUCUAGAAUACUUGCUAAGAAAGUGCAAGAGUACUUUGUGAAGCUGUCCAGCUCCUUAACAAUAGCGUCGCGGCCAUCUGUUGACCUCAUGAACCUACCGAGAGCUCCACAGUAUCAAGAUGAUUCAGGGCUGAUUGAUGUGGAUGAUGUUGUAAAUUGGCGGACUGAUUUGCCAGCCAAGUACAGUGACCUCAAGGAGAAACACUUCCCGCUAUUUAUCACGUUUGACGGUCUUUGCGACAUGUUGGAAGCUGACAUGGGUGUUCAAAUGUUGACCGCUACAAGGCAUAUUGGCGUCAAGCACAACAAGUCACACAUGGGUGUUAUUACUUUCGAGUCUUUUUGCGAGUCCUACUGGUCUCAUUUCCCCGAGCCAUUGGUCAAAGAAUUAGAUCCUGCCUUGGUGUACAGCGAAAUAAUAGGUAAUAUACCUAUAUAUUAUCUCAACGGGCUUGACCUGAACCUAGGAUUUCCAGGUGUUAUCAAAGGAUCAGCAGAGACACUCAGCGAAGAGAAGCAGCAUCUUAGCAGAGCGGCUUACCUAGAUCUCAGUAAACGCCGGCAUUCUACAUUUGCUGAUCAGAGAUGCGAGGUGUACAAACUCUUCGAGUUGUAUACGCACAAGAAGAAAUUGCGAGGGGAGUACGACACUGCAGAUCGAACCCAUAGUAUCUUAAAGCAUUUCACAAAGCAAGGCAUCCCGGGACAAGGACUCGACCAUUUAUACAUCGACGAAGUACAGGAUAACAUGCUCAUAGAUACUAUGGUCUUGAGGGCAUUAUGUAGCAAUGCAGAUGGUCUCUUCUGGGCGGGUGACACUGCCCAGACGAUCUCUGUUGGAAGCUCUUUCCGUUUCAAUGCUUUGAAGGCAUUUCAGUGGAAUAUCGAGGACCGGUACCGGAGGAAGCAAGGCCCUAGAGCUGGAUACAAGCAACCACCCGAAAUGUUUCAACUGGCCAUCAACUAUAGGUCCCAUGCAGGCAUCGUUGAUUGCGCGCGUUCCGUCAUUGACCUUAUCACGACUUUUUGGGAGGAUUCCAUCGAUCAUCUUUCUCCAGAGAUGGGUAUCGUAGAUGGGGUCAAGCCUAUGUUUUUUAACGAUGAAGAUCAUGCCCAAUUGGAGCGGUUUCUCUUUCUUGAUGAUGGUGGUAGUCUUAUCGAGUUUGGAUCCCAGCAAUGCAUCAUUGUUAGGAAUGAAACGGCAAAAAAAAGGCUCCAAGAGCAAGUCGGCGAAGUUGGUCUUGUACUCACUGUAUAUGAAAGCAAAGGGCUUGAAUUCAACGACGUCCUAAUUUAUGACUUCUUCGCUGAUUCACCCGCUGGUCCCGCACAAUGGCGUGUCGUGCUGAACGCCAUCAAAGAGAGCAAGCAGGACCCAAGGAAUACACCUCAAUUUGACCAUAUCCAUCAUGCCAGCAUUUGUAGUGAGCUAAAAUGCCUGUACGUUGCAAUCACCAGAGCUCGUGCAAAUAUCUGGAUUGCAGAUGGAUCUGAGACGGGAGAACCCAUGAGAAUCUUUUGGACGAGCAAAAACUUGAUAAACAAUUUCACGCCAGGAUCUGAUGUGCCCCGUCUUGCGUCUGAAUCGACACCAGAAGAAUGGGCUGCAGAGGGACGUGAACUUUUCAAUGCGAAGCACUUCUCUCAGGCCAAGCACUGCUAUAGGAAGGCCAAUCUUCCUCUCCUAGCAUCUAUCGCAGAUGCCUAUGAUUUACGGAUGAAGGCUCGUAAUGUCGUUGGUACAUCGAGACAAAAAGUGCUCGAACGACGUUCUUGUUUCGCUGAAGCAGCCAAGUCGUUCUCGGAAUGUGCUAACUUCACUUCAAACCCAAGGGAUUCCUUGACAUACUUAAGGAUUAGUGGCGAAUGCUUCGAACAAGCUGAUAAGAAGGAUCGGGCCGCUGAAAAGUUUCUACUGGCUCAGGAGUACACCCGUGCUGCAGAGCUGUAUAGAGAUAUUGGCAAAUUUGAUGAUGCAGUGGCCAUCGUCAAAGCUCAUGAAGAUGAAAUGCCAUCAAAUGUUGUUGAAAGCGUCAUCAAGCUUGCGAGACUAGCAUACUUUUCUGGUGACCGUCAGAUGAAAAAAGCCCAAGAACUAUUUUGCUCGGUUGAAGAAGAAGUGGAGUAUCUGAAAGAUAGGGAUCUCGAUAUCGCUCUUGCGGACUUGUUGGAGACAGAAGGACGACUUAGCGAAGCUGCUGAGUUGCACUAUGUCUUGCGGCUUAUGGGGUUUGCUUCAUGGCUUGAUGUGGCUUUCAUGGAGCGGACUAAAGCUGAUGAACUGUCCAUGUUUAAGGCCAUUACACAUGGUCAGACAUCCCAGCUGCAUGAACUGGGGUUGAAAUUUCACAAGAUGGGCCAUACUUCCGCAGCCUUGCUAUGCCUAGAUCAAUAUUUUUCUCAGGCCAUUCAAAUUCAAAAUAUGGCUCUUGUUGAUGCAGUCAAAGAACUCAGCAUGUUUUAUACCUAUGUGGACCUCCUUUCCGCUACAGCCUUCCGAACGGACCCUUGUGGAAAUGCAGCGACUGCGGCAUUAUUCGGUUUUCGGCGGAUAGCAGAGAACGAGUUUCUUGUGCCCCAAAAUACGUGGCUACACUCAGUGCUUCUCGAACUUCGACCGAGGAACCUGAUUAGGGAUUCAGACUCGAAUCUCAGGCUGUCAGUACUUGAACUACGUGGGAUAUUCCAAGAUGCCCUGAGAAGUCGUCUCAGGGAAAGGACUGCUGCUGAAAAUGACGAAUGUGCGAGAAGCAAAGCGUUCAGGCCUUGCCUUGUUUUUGCUGUAUCUGUGUUUUGUAGACGGCCUGAAUGCCCGGAAGCUCAUGUAUCACCUUCGGAGAUAGGUCCUGGUUACUAUAAUAUGCGCAUCCGCCUACACCUACAACAAAUAUUGAUCUUGCAGUCGCUCAGAGAGAAUGCUCAUGCAGAUGUGGAACACAGAGGAACCAAGUUCUGGCUCAACCGUCUUUAUGAGGCUCUUUAUCCUCCCCACCAUAUGUUCGGUUCCAUUUCCCAUCUUGCACUUUCUACUAUUCCAGAAGCUCCAAAAGCAUUGAAAAUUGUGAAAUAUUGGGUACGAACACUUGUUUACGGCCAGACAUAUCAUCCCCAGACGACCUUCCUCAUGGACGUGAUGCGGACAGCUACCUUGGCCCUCACGUUUGACAGAAGUCAAGCGUAUUAUCUCAGAAAUGCAGCAUAUCACAACAUACGUCCUCCAUCCGUGUAUAUUCGCCGAGGCGAUGGCCUUAUUCUUCAUGACCUUCUAAGCUCGAUGUCAGGAGAUCGAGCAUGGUCUCUUACUGCUGGUUUUCGAUUUGUUGAGCAUGUUGUAGAGCAAAGAUUGCCCAUUAACAUAGGUGAUCUGUGUGAUUUUCUGGAUUUUCUUUGCGGUUCUGUCAUUUUUUGUGGUAGUCGCUCGGGAAUGCGAUUACCACACAACAUAACUGUCCCUCGUAGCUGGCUCUUGCGCUUUAUGAACUAUGAUUUGCCGUACUUCAACGGAGCGAUACAGACGCGGUUUUAUGGCAUCCUUCUAACCCCUAUAUGGGCUCUUCUGGAACAACUGAAUAUCGGUCAAGACGCUGCGGAACAUCUCUUGUAUGGCAUUGGUAGAAAUCUUUCAAACGUGCCAUACCAGGUUCGUCAUGUCUUUAUCGCAAGGAUAAUCCAAACUGUUGGUCUAUUGGGCUACAACAUCCGCAAUGACUUCCUCCGUGACGAUAUUCGGAAGAUGAUAUUAUCUUUGCGACAAGAGGGUCGCUUAUCUUCUCCUCUCUACGUUCAAUACAUUGAUGCCGCCAGUCAUUCAUGGUAUGAACUUUCAAAGGUUAUCCGCCUGCUUGAAUACAAUACCAUGGACGAGAUGAUACAGCUCAUUCACCAGAGCAGGGCUCCAGUGACAGUUCACACCUCGCCGGGAGUUCGUCCGAUUGUCUACAACAAUUUCACGGACAUCCGAUCACAGCUUGGUCUUAUUGCUCCUGCAUCCACUCAGACCAUCUCAUCGCCUACUGAGGUUUCUGAGCGGGAAGAGCCGGAUGGCGACAACGACAGUGACAGCGAGGAUGCGGAGGAUGUGCAAGAAGCUGAAGUCAUCGAGGACACUUCCGAUGACGAUGCUGUAGCCGUCGAUGCCAUUCCAGCACACGAUACGGCAACCCCAAAUCCCACAGAAAGAGAUAUUGUAGCUGCAUCCUUGAUUCAGCGGGUAUACAGGAAUGUCCUUCGUCAUCGACGAGGCGUUGCCAAGAGAGGGACAGCAGGCCUUCACGCGCAAAUAUAUGCUUCAUGCACCGAAGCAGUAUCUCGGCUUGGUGAUAACCCAGGGCUGUACCUUUACCUGUUUCUUGGUCCGCUGCCGCACAUCUUAGUCUGUCUCGAGACCAUUCGUAUUGAUACACUCAACCACAAGACGAAGACGAAAAAGAGGCUUAAUAAUAAAGAACUUGAACAUGGUCCUGAUGAGAUCGCCAACCUUGAUGACUUGUUAACACAGACAAACAAGGUGAACAAGGCUGCAAUCAAAUUACAGGAGCAACUCAAGCCAAGUUCUGCGUUCCACGAGCGUUGCAACAGCAAGGAACUCAGGAAACUAGUGGAAGAGGCUAACGAUUUGAUUUCUUCUCUCCCCUUUAAAAUCUCUACAGACUUAUCGGAUGACCUGCACCUUGCUAUCAAAGGGAUCGUAACUCAACCUUCAUUCACAGGUGCACGCAAAAAGCCGAUGCUCAAUGACGCAGACUUGUAA